Amoebophrya sp. A120 is the source of this 5376-nucleotide messenger RNA. The record is from the annotation of a GenBank genome assembly. Lineage: Eukaryota; Dinophyceae; Syndiniales; Amoebophryaceae.
AGCACGUGUAGUUUGUUCGAGGCAGUCGUUGGUUUUUGGUGGUGCCGUUCCCAGAUACAAGUCGCGGCCCCCUUUGCGAAAAGGCUUUAAGUGCGAACGCAAUGCGUUGUGACAAAAAUGGGGUUCCAAGAUCACGACAAGCUGUGCAGCCGCACCCUUUCUUCUUUCGCCACUGACUAUGCACACCACAGGACACCCGAAGAACAGGGAGGCCCAUGAAGCGCCGGCGCGCGUCGGUGGGGAACUCGCGGUGGGGCGGCAGCUGUAUGCUUGUGCAAAAAUUAUAUCAUAGAUAUUGAUCAACAUUCCGCCUACCACUUUUUUCAUGCAAUCUUGCAAGGGCUCCAAGCGGGGUGAGCGUGAGCAAUAUAUAAAGAAUUUUGGUUUUCUGUUCUUGCAUGCUGAUUGCUAGGCUUUGCAGUUCUGAACAAGACCAGCAUUUCGAUUCGUAUUGGGCCCCCGGGCAGAUGGACGACACUGCGACGUUGAUUGUGCUUCGUUGUGACUAUCGGUCUUGCACAGCAAGGGGGCCGUCCAGAAGUGACUCAACACAGACAAAUCAAAUACCAGCUGUGCCUGUGACGGUAGGCCGUGGCACAAUGAAAAAUCGCAGCUGUGCGUAUUCUUGCUGGUCUGCGCUUUUCUUCUGGUACUGUGCCACGAGGCUAAAAGUGGCAGGGUGAAUGAAUGAUAAACGCGAUAAGGCCCCCGACGCAGCUGUUACCGUUACGCACGAGAAAUCGCAUGGAAAGACUCCAAUCGGUUGCCAAAGUUACGAGGCAAGUAACGUGGGCCGCAUAGAAGAAGCUGCACCCGGGGCGCGCGACGUCUGUGAUCUGCUAGAGCAAUGGAAAGGAUUGCCGCUUUCAGCGAAAAUUUCUGCGAACAGUUCAGCCUCGAAUUUCGCCGCAAGAAAUGAUGCCGUUCUCGCAGUGGCAGUGCGGCAUACGAGCUGUGGAACUCCUGCAGGUGUUGUUCCGAAGGGUCGAGAAUGUCAUCAACAGGUGCCGCACCAGUGUGAGCCUAGCCAUCCGCUCGAAGAGUCCGGCAGCGCAACCGGUGGGAUCUCCCGACGACGCAGCUUGAACCAAUCUUCUAGCGCACGUCAUAGCAGUAGCAGGUCCGACGAUAGCGACCGGCGGCUGUCGGCGGCCACCGACGUCGCAACCGCGAACCGAACAAGGCCGCGCCCAUCAGAAAGCGGCUCUGCAAAUGAGAACGGACAAUCGGGCAGCCUUGCCACCACAAUGGAAAACCUUCGAAAAGCUUCGCUACGGCAGCUUCUCGAGUACGUCUCUCGCUGUGUAGCGGAGCUCAUGCAGCAUCGAAAACACGACAUGCACGUCAGCGAAGCUACGGCUGGCAAACGGAACCAGUCGUGGAACCAGAUCUCGCUCGUCAGGGUGCUAGCGACCCUGGCCGAACUACUACGCGAAGCAGCCAGUGCAUCACCCUUACCGAACUGGACGAACGAACUUUCCACGUACAAGGAGAUGCUGGAGGAGUUAUUUCAAACAUGCGUGGAGUCGGUCGGCUUGUGGAUGGCGCAGUAUUCGAAGAAGAAUAUCGUGUGUCAAAACAUCCCCAAAUCCUCCCCAGAAACAGCUCUAGAGCACAGAUUUGCACUUCCGAAAAUAGUUGUGAAGUAGUUUACUAGACGUUUGCGUCGCAGCUUUCCUUGAAAAGCAAGCUCAGAUAGUAUUUGGCACUAAUUAACCGGGAUAGGUGCUGGGGCAAUGGGUUUGUGAUGCUAUUACGGUAUGCGGACCCAAAGUUGUAUACUGGCACUUGCAAUUGCAACGCUGCAUGUGCGAGCUAUUAUUUUAAACCAGAACAUACAUCUUGACUAUUCUGGGGUGGGUAGGGGUACGCUUUUACACAGGAUAAAGAAACGUGCGAGGCUAUGUUCGGCCCCGAACCGAAUCGGAGGGUUCCAGCCAGUCCAAAUGCUGGCUCUUUUCGAAGCGAUGGAUACCGCUGGACGUGCAAUUCCAGACGGCAAAGGGUACCCGUUGGCCCACAUGUUGUACCUGCUGCAGAAAGCUGGAUGGGUCGGCUUUUCCGCACUAGGACUUGCGAACUCCGCUCGAGCGCUAAAGAAGAUCACCUCCGCAGACACGCAUGCAAAAACGCUGGAGAGCAUGUGCGCGAGUCGCGUCACAACCGUAUCCAGCGAAACUCGGAUGAAGCACGUACCUGUCGAACAAGAAUUGUGGGGCGAUAUCCGCUUGCUGCAUGCUGUGCUGCUGCACCUCAGCGAAGAGAACGACCAGUGGCGGGACCAGUCUAACCUAACGGGAAAAGCCGCGGCAUUCGGCUUCAAGAUACUCAGGGCAUGCGCCAAUCCCGGAUCGCUAGAAUCCGUGGCUAAUCUUCAUUGCCGCGAAGUCGUUUUGCGGCUUCUCGUCUGGUCCGUGGCGCGGGUCUUCCGACUCACCCCCUUCGAGGUUUCAGGAGCAGCCGGACCGAUCCGCACAACAGCAGAGAAGCGGUGUUGGCAGGUCGGCGACCUUGACCCAACUUUCACCGCAGGCGCCCGUGCAAUUUUACGGCUUGCGGAAAAAGCCGCAUCGCAGCAAAGGAUUGGCGUCGAGCUCGGCUUUUCCAUCGUGCAUCUGCUCCGCGGCAUGAAAGCGACAUGCUGGAGAUCGGGACGCAUUCUCAUGGCCUUAUUGUUGGAGAACUUGAACUCGAAGACGCUGGACAGCCACUCGAACUCCAACAAGUGCAGCAAGCUUAUCGAAAUUCUGCAGCAUUGCGCGCACUACGGCACCCAUCUCGACCUCGUGCCGGAAAUGAGAACUCUUCUCCGGCGCGCGUUGUUGUCAGGAGGGUGUCACCUCAGCUUGACUGCAGUUCAGGAGGUGGAGGUGCUGUGGAGUGCAGUCGUCAUCGCCAGUUCUCGCCAGCAGAAGAACACCGGCAUCCUGGGACCUACUUCGUGUGGCGUCCUUGUCAACGGCCAACUCCACCAAAGCGCGUCUCUUCCCGGAAAUACCACGCAAGAAACUGGGCGGCUAUCCAUAGUAUCAGGAGAUGCGCAUGUGUCUGGGUCUGCAGAAUUAUCUUUAUCUUCAUUCUAAGUACUACUUAGUCGACAAAAAAACACUGCAAUUCGGAAGCAACAAAGAUGACCAGCUUUAUUUGCUAUUGGACACUGGCGGGGGCCACGCGUCUCUCUCUCUACUUAUGUGACUGAGCCGCAUGACGAUGACAAAGACAAGUUCGAGUUGCCUUGGCAUUAUAUUUGAAGAAUAAGAAUAAGUAGAAAAAUAGAAAAUCAAAAACGACAUCGUAGCGCAACGACAGUGAAAGAAUUUCUUUUCCGUCAGCCAGAGCUGCAACUGGUACUAACCAUGAAGCAUAACACGCCUGCUUUGCUCCAGACACAAACAUGUUUGUGUGUCAUCUAGGUUGGCGAGCGCCACCGACUGUCCCGAACACACAAAACUCCUCCACGACGCCAGACGCGCAUAUGAUUUGUGUGCUGGGAAGCUAACUAAAACGGUUCUUCCGGUGGAACAGCGAUCGAAACUGGUGCUCGUGGCACUCGUUCUGGGCAGGACAGUGCCGGAGAGUCUUCGCCGUAUCGCGGCAGGUGACGUCAGGGCAGUUUCGCAUGUGUCGAACACCCAAAUGCGGGUGCACUCGAAGAUUUCGGCCGCGUUGCACCACUUCUCGCAGCCCAUGAUCGCGGUGCAGGAGGUGCCGUGCCUCGAUGGGCUACUUGCUCCGGUUGACAUCCUGAUAAAGCCGCGGCCGCCCAGCAACCAGAAUGGAAUCGCGCAUGACAGAUCUGUCGUCGUUGAAGUGGACGGGCCUCACCACUUUUACGAGAUUUUGGACGCGGAAGACCACGGAGCCGGAAUGCCAAUGACAUUCUACACAGGGCCAAGCGUAUUGCGGCACGAGGUCCUACGACUGCACGUCUCUCCAGUUGUUCACCGCGUGCGGCACUUCGCGGAAAAAGCUGACGUAGAUAGCACCAUGGACACAUUACGCGACAUCUUAUCUUCGCAGCAGGGUUGUGAAGAUGUGCAGGGAGUAAAUGGCAGCGGCUUUGUGCCUAUGAACAUGCAAGAGCAUGAUGCCUAAUAGGCUUCCAAGCUGUCUUAAGUUUCAGCAACAGACCGAAAACACAUGCGGUCCUAGCUACAGUCACAAUAAGAGCUUUUUUUGUUACUUACAGAUGUUGAUGCUGAUCCAAGAUCGUCCACUGCCUAAUUCUCUAGGGAUACAAUUGCAACUUUGCACUCGUAGCAAACUCUUUACACAAUUUAGAGCUUUUUUUGAAAUCAAUGCACCGCGAACCCGGGGUCCAAAUGGCGCCCGGCAUUUUUUUUUCUUUUAGAAAGUCAGAUAAGUUUUAGAAAGUCGAGCGCGGCGCAACACUGCAUAUAUCAACAGCCUCUUGUUACUUGUCCACCCAGUUCCCAGCGUGAUGGUUCGGCUGGACGCUGGCCAGCCACAAAAGCACCUGUAGUUACAGAGACCCCACAGAAAAUUGUUUCAGGCACCUGCAAGAAGUGUAAAAAUUUGUCCGGAGCGCAACUGCAGAAGUUGCAGAUAGGUCAAUUGAUUACUGGGAAAAUUAUUUUUGCAGGGUAACGGAAGCUCGUCCCGCGACAUCAUUUUUUUAGAGAAUUAGAUGCGCCGGACGUCCGCUAUGAAUUUUUUACUUUUGAAGCAAGAAUUUUUUCCAAGAAAACACGAACGGAAACGAAUGCCAGAAAGAAAUCUAAAAUAAAAACUCGAAUCAUCUACUGAAAACGUGGAUAUUAUCUCUAGCAGUCACACCUUUCUUGACCUCAGCAGCUCUUUCAACAUUUGUCGGCACGCAUGUUCUUGCGCGACCAGCCGCAAAACCAAUACGCUUGGAGAAAGAGCAGCCGCGCUUUCCUAGGAGUGACUAGUCGCUCUCCUGCUCUUGGGGUCAGAAAGUGAUUUGCGAAUCGAUGCAGAGACUUUUUUGAAUACGCGGGCGCGCCGUGACUCCAUCCAUGCGUAAGUCCACAAAAGCGUGGCUAUGCAGGAGUCCGAGAAAAUAUUUUUUCGCACCCCUUUCUACCAUCUGGUUUGCAAGUAGCACAAAUUGAAGCUUUAUCGAGCUAUGCAACUUUAUCAGAACUGUUUUUCUUUUUGCUGCAGCGCAGUUUUUCAAUUUUCAAUAGAGAAAGUUAGUAAUGAAAAGCCGCUAUAUAAUUUAUAGAAGGACUGACGUAGAUGCAUUUGCUUUUUUCGUGGCGGGCCUGAAGCGCAAUCGCUUCCAAGGGCAGGCGCAAUGGAGGGCAUACAAGUUCGAGUUUUCAAAACAAAAUCACGAAAGUCAAGAACAGAACAAAAACAAAAAUUUAGUGCAUGCGGUAGCGCGUUUUG